Microplitis demolitor is the source of this 1073-nucleotide messenger RNA. RefSeq lists its product as uncharacterized. Bases 139 to 999 code for a protein of 286 amino acids. The record is from RefSeq and is a predicted model, not a curated record. The transcript has 2 exons. NCBI's taxonomy places the organism in Eukaryota, Metazoa, Arthropoda, Insecta, Hymenoptera, Braconidae.
UAUAAAAAUUAUUUAACUUCUCUACUUUAUUUUAAUCAAAUCUAAUUGAAUAAUUUGUUAUCGUGUUCGGGAUAUAUAUACGGGUCUGAAAUAACAGGAGCUUUAUAUUGUAAGCGCGUUUUUCGAUGUGAUCGCACCAUGGUUCAGUUUUUCGUGCCCUUGGCAUUGGCUUUCAUUGCCACUCCGACUUAUUAUUUGAAGUUUGAAAGCAACAAAGAAAGACAACUGACUGAUUCGACGACAGAAUGUAUAAAAACAACAGUAGAUUUGAUUUGCAAAGCCAUUGGAUCUCAAAAAACCCGGUGCGCUAGUAGAAAUUUUUACAUUGAAACGUCUGUCAAGUCUGAAGACCCAACGACUCCAAUGGAUACUCUUUUAGAAGAGAAGCAUGUCAAGACGUCCUGGGAAUGCAGUAGUGGAAAAUUAUAUUAUUGUCAACCGUUUGAAAUAAUUUUCAAUGAGACGGGGGUCACAUCGCUUCUGAUGAGUAACAGAUUGAAGAAGGACCGGAUUUCAACGAUCUGGGACAUCGCUAACCAGAUGAAUUUCAUAUGGAUUCAGAAUUUAAUUUCCAAUAAGACUAGUGUCCAGGAAGUGACGACUUAUGGGGAGUGCAUGGCUGAAAUAAAAAUAGAAGAAUCAAAUAAUGAUGAAAGACCUCGUACUCGUUUAUUCGAAACUAACAAUUUUGUAAAAUCGGGUAUGGUUUCAAUUUUCAAAAAAAUAAGAGACGUUGACUCGUGUUCCAAAGGACAUUCUAAAGUUUCUGAUGCAGGCAGCAGUUCAUUGAAAUCAUUUGUCCAUACUGUCAAUAUUACGGAGUAUAAAUUUAAGUCUUGUAUAGAAAAUGAAGUUCAACUUUCGUUUACCGGCAAAUCAUUGUCUGAUAAAUACAACAAUUGUCUUUCUGUUGAUAGAAUCGAAAAUUUAUCUAUAGAUAAAUCGCUAUCUGACAUCGACGAUUCUGAUUAUGUUUCAGUUCCAUUUCUAUCAGCAUAGUUAUUAAUUUAAAUAAAAUAAAAAUCCAAUGAUUCUUUUUUACUGCAGUGUCAUCAUGACGAUACAUCUCUUAU